UUUCCCGGUUUGAAUAUGCUAACAACAACAGGUAGUGUUAGCCUGUUAGCGGAAUGAAUGACGCAGAUAUGUAUUUUUAUUAAGUGUCCAAUUGUUUUUUACAGUUUGUGAGUGAAGCUCGUUCAGCAGCUUCCGGUUCAGCAGGUUCACUGACGGCGAGGUCGACCUGUCAGCAUGCAGUCGGAGCUGCUCAUUGGUUUGCAGCAGGAGAAGGCGGAGCUCAAACAGGAGGUGUGUCGUCUGCAGGAGGAGCUGGCAGAGAGCCGAGCAGAGAGGGAGGAGCUGGAGUCGAGGAGCAGAGCUCUGAAUGAGAGGCUGUGUCAGUCAGUGUCCCCCCCGCUCGCCCUGUCUCUGCGGCUGGAGGCGGAGCAGAGGGACGUGAGGAGGAGGGUGAGGGAGGGGAGGGAGAGGGAGGCCAGACAGGCUCUGCUCAUCCACCGACUGCAGAACAAGGUGUUGGAGUACAGAGAUCGAUGUCAGUGUUUGGAGCUUCAGCUGCAGGAUGAACACACACAGCUGAUCAACACUGAGCGGAGGAUCAGAGAUGAACACAGUGACUCUCUGGAGAGCGCCCUCAUCAGGCUGGAGGAGGAACAACAGAGGUCAGUCGGUUUAGCUGACACCAACGCUCUCCUCCGGGAGCAGCUCAGCCAAUCAGAGCAGGCCAACCAGGCCCUGAGGGAGGACCUCCAGAAGCUGACAUCUGAUUGGAGCAGAGCAGUCGAGGAGGUGGGGCAGAGAGAGGAUGAUUGGCAGAGAGAGAGGGAGUGUCACGCAGGUCAAGUGGGUCAGCAGCAGGCUCGACUGCUGUCAGUCUGGAGGUCUGUGGUCGCUCUGAGACGACAGUGUCACAGCGUGAAGACCGCCGCCGACAGGGAUCUGUGGGAGUUGAGGGCCGAGUUUUCUCGUCUCUCCUCCUCUCUCCUGUCCAGCUGUGACUCCGUCUCCUCCUCCCUGAGGCUCAUCGCUCCUCCCAUCAAACCCUUCUCUUCUGUGCCUCCCCCUCUUGUCCCCUCUGACCUCCCCCCGCCGUCCUCCUCUCCUCCUCUGUCCUCCACCCUGGUCCUCCAUCCUGCAGACUCCUCACCAUCUCCCCCUCCUCACAUCUCCUCCUCCACCCUGGGAACCUUCUCAUUAGGAGAACUGGAGCACAAAGAGGAGGAGGAGAAGGAGCAGGACAGAUGGGAGGAGAAGGAGCAGGACAGAUGGGAGGAGAAGGAGCGAGAGAUCUCAGAGUUAACGCGUCUUCAUGAGACAGAAGUCUUGCAGCUGACAGAACGGAUAGCAGAGCUGUCUCGCUCUCUGCAGAUUGAGGACAGUCAGAGGGAGGACAGAGACAGAGAGUUAGAGAGACACAGAGACACAGAGAGAAGUCUUCAGUCUGUCAGUCAGGCUGUGGUCAAACUGUCCAGAGUCCUGUCCGCCACCAGCAGCAGCAGCAGUUCUAUGUGUGUAUCCUCAGACAGCGUCCUCAGUCUGGACCUGUCCUCCCUGCUGUCUGUCCUGUCCCACGCUGAAAGCGCCCUGCAGUGGAGACACGAGGAACUGCAGGGGGCGGAGCUUUCUCUGCGGCGGCUCGGCGAGGAGAAGACAUCUGUGCAGCUGCGACUGAAACAGCUGGAGGACGACAACCAGCUGCUGAAAAAACACACUCAGCACACACAGCUGGAGCUCACACACACUCUGGACCUGCUGAACAGUGAGCGUGAGGCGUCGUCAUCGCUGCGUCUGCAGGUGGAUGAGGUGCAGAGGAGAGAGGAGGAGGUGAAGACAGAGAGAGACAGACUAAGGAGGGACAGAGACAGACAGGAGGAGAGGAGCAGACAGCUGGAGACUCAAACACUCAGAAGAGUGGAGACGGAGCUGUUGGAGAACGUCCAGCUGACUGAGAGAGAAAUUUUGCACCGCAUGGAGAUCCACACUCUGAAGGGGGCACUGGAGAGACAGCAGCUGGACAGACAGAGAGCAGAGGAAGAAGCUGCUGAUGCCAGAGACGCUUUGCAGAAGUCAAGGGAGACUGUGCUGAGUCUCUCAUCCUCUGAGUGUGUGUUGAAGCGGGAGGUGGAGGAGGCACGCGAUGCUCUGGACAAAAUGGCCGCCCUGAACUCGUCCCUGGCGUCAGAUAAGAGAGAUCUGAACAAACAGCUGCUGCAGCUGGAGUGUGAGCUGUCAGACAGCCAAUCACAGAUGCAGGCAGUGAGGUCAGAGGUCAGCUCUCUACAGAGGGAGGUCAAAACACUUAACAUGGACUGCAGCCAGCUCAGAGCGCAGAGGGAGGGGGAGGCCGACAUCAUCCGUCAGCUGAGAGGCAGAGAGGAGGAGAUGGAGAUGAUGAUGGAGGAGAAGGAGAGACAGCUGGUCUCCCUGAUGGAGGAGAGAGGGAAGGAUGGAGGUCAGCUGGAGGAGCUGUCCUCCCAGCAUGCCUCGGUGUGCGCGGAGCUGAAGGAGGCGCAGGAGCAGCUGCGGCAGGCGGCAGAGGAGGCAAGGAGGAGAGACAGGCAGCUGGAGGAGCAGCAGAGGGAGAGCAGGAGGCUGCAGGAGGAGCAGGACAGACUGCAGAGACACAGGGAGCAGCUGGAGGAGGAGCUGCAGGAGCUGAGGUCUCUGUCGGUGUCUCUCCACCAGCAGCUCAGUCAGCAGCAGAAGCAGCUGUCCCAGUCGGAGGUGGACAGAUGUCAGCUGAUGACACACAUUCACACUCUGCAGCAGGCCAAACAGACUCUGCAGGGGGAGAUCGAGUGUCUGAGAGCAGAGCUGGAGAGAGUGACAGCCGGAAGAGAAGACGAGAGGAAGAGGAGAGAAAAGGAUGAAGAGGAGAGGGAGGCGCAGAAGGAGGAGAUGGAGAGACUGACGGAGGAGGUGGAGGAGCUGAGAAGGAGGAGGAGGGAAGAGGAAGAGGAGAGGAAGGCCUGGCAGAGUGAGAGGGAGGCGCUGAGCGAGGAGCUGGGGACGAGGGACGGAGAGGUGGAGGCGCUGAGGAGGCGUGUAGAGGGACUGAUGGAGGAGGAGGGAGAGAGACAGAAGGAGGUGGAGAAGCUGAGGGAGGAGGUGACAGAGAGGGAGCUGCGUCUCGGCCACAUGUUGGAGAGGAUACAGCAGGCGGAGGGAGAGAAGGAGAGACUGGAAGAGGAGGUGAAGAGGAUGGAGGACAGCGCGAGAGAAGAGGAGGUGAAAAGGGAGGAGGAGGAGGAGGCUCUCUGUGACAGGAUUGAGAGAUUAGAAAGAGAGAAGGAGGAGAGGGAGGAGAAGAUGGGGCAUCUGAGGAGUGAAGCAGAGGAGGCGGAAAGAUGGAGGAGGAGGUUGGAGGAUGAGAUUGAUAGACUGAGAAAAGAAACCUCUGAGCUACAAGAGGAGAGGAGAGAGAAGGAGAGACUGCAAGUUGAGGAGCAGAGGAGAAGGAGGAGAAAGGAGGAGGAGGAAGUGGAGCGACUCACUGGUGAAGUGAGGAGAGCAGAAGAGGAGGUGGGGAGGCUGAUGGAGAAGGUGGGGGAGGUGGAGCUGCUGAGGGUGAGGUUGAACGUGGCAAAGGAGGAGUGCGAAGAGAUGAAGGAGGAGGUGGAGCGGAGGGACCGCAGCCUGGAGCGACAGAUGAGCGCCGUGAGGGAGAGGGAGGAGGAGGUGGAGAUGCUGAAGGAGAGGCUGAAGCUAGCAGUGGAGCAGAGGGAGGAGGGAGAAAGGGAGCGUCAGGAGGCAAAUGACAGACUAAAGCACAAAGAUGUGAAGGAGGAGCAGCUGGAGGCGCUGCUGAAAGAAACCCAUGCGCUCCUGGAGAAAGAGAGAAGGGAGGGAGGAGAAAAAGAUGUCAGGGUCUCCUCCCAGGCCAGGGAGCUGCAGGAGGCCAGGGCUGAGAGUGAGGGAGCCAGAAGGAGGGCCAGAGAGGGGGAGGAGGCCUGCAAUAGGUUGGAGGAGGAGGUGAAGGAGUGGAGGGAGAGAGCUGACCAGAGCGCACGGGAGGUGGUGAAGCUCAACCAUAUGCUGAAGGAGCUAGACGAGGAGGUGCAGCAGCUGAGAGCCACACUGCAGGACAGGGCGGAGAGGGAGGAGGAGGAUGGGAGGGAGAGGGAGGCUCUGAGGAGAAUGGAGGUGGAAAGGAGAAGGAGGCUGAAAGACAAGCUGACAGAGGUGGAGGAGGAGAAGAGGGGGUUGGAGGGGCUGAGGAGGAAAGAGGACAAGCUGAAGGAGACAGAGGAGAAGAGGAAGGGAGAGGAGGAGGUGCUUGGAAGGGUGAAGGAGGAGAAAAGUAGGCUGGAGGAUGAGCUGAGGGAGGUGAAUGAGGAGCGAGGGAGACUGGUGGAGGCUGAGAGGAGUCAGCACCUCCUGGUGGAGGAGAGAGCCAGGUCCAGAGUCAGAGAGCUGGAGGAGGAGAAGGCAGGACUGUCUGGGGAGCUGAGACGGAGGGAGAGGGAGGUGACAGCUCUGAGAGAGGAGGUGCAGAGAGAGAGGGAUAAGGCACAAGAGGAGCUGAGGAGGAGGAGAGAGGCAGUUUCUGUCCUUAGAGAGGAGGUGAAAAGGGAACAAAGGGAAAAGGAGGAAGUACAGGAGAAACGGAGGAAGACUGAGAAGGAGGGGACAGCUCUCAGAGAGGAGGUGAAAAGGGAACAAAGGGAGAAGAAGGUGGCCCAGGAGGAGAUAAUAGCCCUUAAGGAGGAGGUGCAAAAGGAGCUAAGGAAGAGGGAGGGACUACAGCAGGAACUAAACAAGACUGAGAAGGAGGUGACAGCUCUCAGAGAGGAGGUGAAAAAAGAACAAAGGGAGAAAAAGGAGUCUCAGGAGGAGUGGAGGCAGAGAGAGGAGUUACAGGAGGAGCUGAGGAGGAACAAGAAUGAGGGGGAGGUGUCUGCACUGAGGGAGGAGCUACAGAGAGAACAAAGGGAGAAGAAAGAGGCACUGGAGGAGCUGAUGAAUAAAAGAGAAGUUGUGACAUCUCUUAGAGAGGAGGUGCAGAGGGAGUGGAGGCAGAGGGAGGAGAUACAGGAGGAGCUGAGGAGGACCAAGAGUGAGUUGAGGGUCAUCACAGAGGAGGUGCAGAAGGAGAAGGAGCAGGCACAAGAGAAGAUAAUGAGGACCGAGAAGGAGGCAACAGCUGUCAGGGACGAGGUGCAGCGAAGGAGGGAGGAGGCCCAAGAGGAGCUCAGGAGGACCAAGAAUGAGUUGACAGUCAUCACAGAGGAGGUGCAGAAGGAGCAGAAGGAGAAGAACCAGGUUCAAGAGAUGUUAAUGAGGACAAAGAAGGAGGUGACAGCUGUUGGGGAGGAGGUGCAGAAGGAGCAGAGGAUGAGGGAGGAGGUGCAGGAGGAGCUGAGGAGAACCAAGAAUGAGCUGAUGCACAUCAAGGGGGAGGUGCAGAAGGAGAAGGAGCAGAUACAAGAGAAGUUAAUGAGGACAGAGAAGGAGAUGAUGGCUGUCAGAGAGGAGAUGCAGAAGGAGCAGAGGAGGAGGGAGGAGGCGCAAGAGGAGCUGAGGAGAACCAAGAAUGAUUUGAGGGUCAUCACAGAGGCGGUGCAAAAGGAGCAGAAGGAGAAGGAGCAGAUACAAGAGAAGUUAAUGAGGAAGGAGAAGCAGGUGAUGGCUGUCAGAGAGGAGGUGCAGAUGGAGCAGAGGAGGAGGGAGGAGGCCCAGGAGGAGCUGAGAGGAGUGCAGCAGAGCAUGGAGGUGAUGAUGGUGAACCUCAGCUCCCUGCAGACUCAGGUGUGUGACCUGAGUGGGAGCAGGGAGCGAGCUAAGCAGGAGGUGAAGGAGAAGGAGGAGGAGAAGCAGCAGAUGAAGGAGGGCCUGAGACUCGCUCUGGAGGAGAUGACCAAGCUCCAACUCCUCCUGCAGGAGAGCCACGCAGAGGGGGAGCGCCUGAGGAGCACUCUGAGGGAGAAGAAGGAGGAGACUGAACGGCUCAGAGAGGAGAACACAGAGACGGAGAGAGGAGAGAUGGAGGAGCUAAGAGCCAGAGCUAAGGCCCUGGAGAGAAGGAGGAGAGAGAUGAUGGAGGAGCUGGAGGAGGCUCGACAGGCAAAGGAGAAGGCUGAGAAGCAGAGGAGGGAGGCCGAGGAGAGGUGGAGGAGCAGAGUGGAAGAGGUGAAGGAGGAGCAGGAGGUGAAGCUGAAAGCCCUGUUGAGAGAAAUCCAGACUCUGAAGGAGAAAGAGGAGGAGUGGAAAUCCAUGGUGGAGGAGGCAAGGAGGGAGGCGCAGGAAUGUCGAGGCGAACUGAGCCAGGUCAGAUCCAUAGAGGAGAUGGAUGGACAGAGGAGGAGAAGGAGGAGAGACAAGGAGGUGGACAACAAGGAGAAAGGAGGAGGAGGAGAGCAGGAGGAGAAGGAGGAGGAGCAGAUCUCUGUGCUGCAGGAGAAAGAGGAGCUGAGGAGGCUCCUGAUGCAGAGAGAAGCCGAGGUGUACACUCUGACUCAGAGGACAGAGGAGCUGGAGAAAGACAGAGAUCGUGUCCGAUCUGCUCUGGAGCGAACUGAGGCUGCUCUGAUUGGCUACAGGGAGAGAGCCCACCAACUGGAGCAGAGCCCGGGGGCGGGGCCUAACACAGAUGAGGCUGUGGGGGACAGACUGGAGGUCCUGCAGCGUCUGGUGGCUGAACUGGAGCUGGAACAGAAACGACUGAACAAGAAAAACUCUCAUCUGGAAAAUCAGAAGGACAAACUGAAGAGAGACAGAGACACACUGAGGGACACACUGAGACAGGUGGAGACGGAGCGUUCGAAGUUCAGACAGCAGCUGACUGACAGCAGCAGAGCUCAGUCUGCAGACACCACAGAAGAAGAGCGCCUGCGGAGCAGAGUGAGGGAGCUGGAGGAGCAGGUGAGUCAGCUCCGUCUCUUAUUGGCUGUGGACCAGCAGCAGAGGGCGGAGUUUAUCCAGCAGUCCUCCAGAAACAGUCAGUGGCUGAUCUCUCUGAGACACGACCUCACCGACUCGCUGGACGCCGUCACGCGCCGUCCAAUCCCAUCCGUCCUGGAGUCUGAGACACAGCGAUUGGACCGCAGCCUGAGGGAGGAGGAGCUUAGGCUGUCCCUCAGCCAAUCAAAAUAAAAACUCUACAAACUGAAGCUUUUGACCAAAGAGGGGAUCAGCUGUGUGCUGUCGCCAUGGAAACAGCUUGAUAGUUCAGCGUGUUUUCAAACACAUCACAUUGAAUACAAAGCAGGCUGCGUUCAGGGACCAUCGGGACAGUCUGUAUUGAGUUAUGAGUCAGUCUGAAGGUAAAACUUCAUCAGAUGUUUACUGAGUUAUUUAUUGUUUGUAUUUAUAUUCUGAUCUCUGUCAGAGCCCCGAGCCAUGACACUACAUCUCCCAUGAUCCUCCAGUCUGAGCUGUGAGUCUGGCUCAUGUGAAGGUCAGAGGUCAGCUGUGUGUUUUGUGUAAAGUUCAAUAAAAACCAAAGUUUUGAUAAUCUGG
Messenger RNA from Epinephelus fuscoguttatus (brown-marbled grouper), 7398 nucleotides. Its product is annotated as trichohyalin-like. The record is from RefSeq and is a predicted model, not a curated record. NCBI's taxonomy places the organism in Eukaryota, Metazoa, Chordata, Actinopteri, Perciformes, Serranidae.